CAGCUGUUUAUUUCCAUAUCGCCUUGUGAUGUUAGUUAGCGCGCAGUCUGUGUGGAGUUGCACAGCAAAUUGUAAGAUGUUUGUUAAAGAUGCUUGUGAAGAACUUUGCACUAUUAGCAAAGACUCUCGUGUGUGAGUGUGAGUCUCUCAAACGGGAAGAGUGCAUCGCAUGCUCUGUCAACUCUAUGAUAAAGCAGUUCAUGGAAAUCAUUUGUUGAAAUAAUUUAUGUUUUUUAUUGCGGAGUGAUCUGCAGCAAGGAUGUCAGCGCGUCUCGAACCUCAAGUCAUGCUUUAACUUUUAAAAACAGUCAUGGAGGAGCUGGACCCGGAGGAGCAGUUCCUCAGGGAUGCCAGGAACGGGAACCUAGAAGGAAUCCGGAAGCUUUUGAUGUCCAAGAUAAAGGAGGAGGCCAAAAUCGACAUCAACUGCAAGGGCAAAAGCAAAUCUAAUCAUGGCUGGACUCCUCUUCAUCUGGCCUGCUACUUUGGGCACAAAGAUGUUGUUGAGACCUUACUGAAGAAUGGAGCAGAUGCCAAUUUGCCAAAUAAUGUCGGAGACACACCUCUCCAUAAAGCAGCAUUCCACACGGGAGAAAAGUAUGUUUUACUGUCAUACUUGUUCAUGCACUGA
Messenger RNA from Carassius auratus (goldfish), 631 nucleotides. Its product is annotated as oxysterol-binding protein-related protein 1-like. The transcript is spliced from 4 exons. Gene Ontology annotation, biological process: protein K6-linked ubiquitination. Gene Ontology annotation, molecular function: protein binding; ubiquitin-protein transferase activity. Gene Ontology annotation, cellular component: BRCA1-BARD1 complex; BRCA1-A complex. Bases 311 to 631 code for a protein of 106 amino acids. NCBI's taxonomy places the organism in Eukaryota, Metazoa, Chordata, Actinopteri, Cypriniformes, Cyprinidae. The record is from RefSeq and is a predicted model, not a curated record.